Molecule: messenger RNA, 3911 nt
Organism: Cavia porcellus (domestic guinea pig)
Lineage: Eukaryota; Metazoa; Chordata; Mammalia; Rodentia; Caviidae
Gene: Septin9
Product: septin 9
Exons: 11
Coding region: 460-2193 (577 amino acids)
Biological process (GO): cytoskeleton-dependent cytokinesis; intracellular protein localization
Cellular component (GO): cell division site; microtubule cytoskeleton; septin ring
Molecular function (GO): GTP binding; molecular adaptor activity; GTPase activity
Source: RefSeq, a predicted model, not a curated record
CGUCCGGGAGGCGGAGCCGAAUCUCCACGGUCGCUGUCUCCGGGGCGCACUGGCCAGGCGGAGAGAAGAAGGGGCGCUUGGGUCGCGUGUCGGGACUCGGAACUCCGCGGGCCCCGAGGCAGCCGCUUGGGCCCCAGCCCCCCAAGCCUGCUUGACAGGCGGGCGGAGCAGCCAGUGCGAGUCGGGAGGCCGGGCGGCUGGUGCGGGAACCUGAUCCGCCCGGGAGGCGGGGGCCCGGGCGGUCGGCGGGUGGGUGGGGGCAGCGCGCACGGGGAGGGGCUGGCGCCCGCCUUCCUCCCCCAUUCAUUCAACCGAUCCUGGGGGCCGAGGGGCUCCGGCGGCGAGCUCUGCACUGCAGGAGCGCGGGCGCGGCGCCCCAGCCAGCGCGCAGGGCCAGGGCCCGGCCGGGGGCGCUUCCUCCCCGCCGCCCUCCGAGCGACUCCCUGCCCGCCCGCCACCAUGUCAGACCCCGCGGUCAACGCGCAGCUGGACGGGAUCAUUUCGGACUUCGAAGCCUUGAAGAGAUCUUUCGAGGUUGAGGAGGUCGAGCCACCCAACUCCACCCCAACUCGGAGGGUCCAGACUCCAUUGCUCCGUACCACCGUGGCCAGCUCCACCCAGAAAUUCCAGGAGCUGGGUGUGAAGAACUCAGAGCCCACAGUCCGCCAUGUAGACUCCCUAAGCCAGCGCUCCCCCAAACCCUCUCUGCGGAGGGUCGAGCUUGCGGGGCCCAAGGCGGCCGAACCUGUGUCACGGCGCACAGAGCUCUCCAUUGACAUCUCCUCUAAGCAGGUGGAGACCUCAGGUGUCACUGGCCCAGCACGGUUUGGGCUCAAGAGGGCUGAAGGGUUGGGCCACAAGACGCCAGAGCCAGCCCCUCGGAGGACGGAGAUCACCCUCGUCAAGCCUCAGGAGACAGCCCACCGCAGGAUGGAGACCCCCACCUCCAAGGUUCCUGAGGUGCCUGUUGCCCCUACCAUUGAUGCAUCCCCAAAGAGGGUUGAGAUCCAGAUGCCUAAACCAGCUGAGGCACCUGCUGUUCCCCUCCCAUCCCAGACCCUGGAAAAUUCUGAGCCUGCCUCAGUGUCCCAGCUGCACAGCAGGCUAGAAGCCAAGCCAACUGUGGCUGAAACCCUGCCCCGGAACCAGGAGGCCACCGAGGCAGCUCCUGGCUGUGUUGGUGACAUGGCUGACACUCCCAGAGACGCCAUGCUCAAGCCGGCGCCGGCUUCUCGGAAUGAGAAGCCCCCUGCAGACUUCGGCUAUGUGGGGAUCGACUCCAUCCUGGAGCAGAUGCGCAGGAAGGCCAUGAAGCAGGGCUUUGAGUUCAACAUCAUGGUGGUUGGGCAGAGUGGCUUGGGGAAGUCCACUUUAAUCAACACCCUCUUCAAGUCCAAAAUCAGCCGGAAGUCAGUGCAGCCCACCUCAGAAGAGCGAAUCCCCAAGACCAUCGAGAUCAAGUCCAUCACCCAUGAUAUCGAGGAAAAAGGUGUCCGGAUGAAGCUGACAGUGAUUGACACACCAGGGUUUGGGGACCACAUCAACAACGAGAACUGCUGGCAGCCCAUCAUGAAGUUCAUCAAUGACCAGUAUGAGAAGUACCUGCAGGAGGAGGUGAACAUCAACCGCAAGAAGCGCAUCCCUGACACACGCGUCCACUGCUGCCUCUACUUCAUCCCCGCCACCGGCCACUCCCUUAGGCCCCUGGACAUCGAGUUCAUGAAGCGCCUGAGCAAAGUGGUCAACAUUGUCCCUGUCAUUGCCAAGGCUGACACACUGACACUGGAGGAGAGGGUCUACUUCAAACAGCGGAUCACUGCGGAUCUGCUGUCCAACGGCAUCGACGUGUACCCCCAGAAGGAGUUUGAUGAGGACGCAGAGGACCGGCAGGUGAACGAGAAGUUCCGGGAGAUGAUCCCCUUUGCUGUGGUGGGCAGCGACCACGAGUACCAGGUCAACGGCAAACGAAUCCUUGGCAGAAAGACCAAGUGGGGCACCAUCGAAGUCGAGAACACCACACACUGUGAGUUUGCCUACCUGCGGGACCUCCUGAUCAGGACUCACAUGCAGAACAUCAAGGACAUCACCAGCAGCAUCCACUUUGAGGCAUACCGCGUGAAGCGACUCAACGAGGGCAACAGCGCCAUGGCCAACGGGGUGGAGGAGAAAGAGCCUGAUGCCCAGGAGAUGUAGACCCUGCCCCGCCCUGGACCCAAGCCUGUCUUCCCGUCCCCCAGGCCCGCCCGCCCCAUCUUAUUUUAUAUCGUUUUCUCCAUCGUCGUCGUCGUCUCCAUCCCUUUUCUGUGCUGCCAGGUGACAAGAGAAGGCGGAGCCUCCUGCGUGUUAAUCAGUAGCUCCUGGCUGCCCCUGAGGACUGGAAAGGCUGGGUGCACCCAGCAAGAGGACCUGGGACCCUGGAGUCUGACCCGCCCCCAGCCAGGCUCCCCCCACAGGGCCCUGCAGAGCUGCCCUGUCUACCACGCUCGGUGGAGUUCCUAGCUCUGGGGCCUCAUCAGGGACCAGGUCCCCUGGGUUCACCUCACCCCUCUGUCCCCUUGGCCACAGCUCCUGGAGUGGGAGGAUGGAGCCCCUCCUGCUCCCCACCCCCUGGUGUGGAGCCCCCCACUCCCACCCCGCUCCCCUGGGACAGAGAGAAUUCCACAGCCCACGUUGCCAAUCGCUUAGACACGGCGAGGCCCACUCUGGAGCAGAAAGUGCCUUCAUUCAGCCGUCCACAUGAGCCAGAGGACUCUCCUAGUUGUCCCCUUGGGCCAGAAAUGGGGACAAAAUGGAGAGGGGGAGGUGUGACCUACCCCUCUAACCCUCCUCUUACCCUCACACCCAUGUUGGAGGGGCUUUGGGUGCUUCUGGUGCCACAAAAUCUGAUGAGGACAGAAGAGCACCCCACCCCAACCCACCCCACUCCACCCCACCCAACCCCGAGUCUGGGAAAGGUCCGAGCAGGUGAAGCCAGGGAGGAAGUUUUGGAAGGUGCUGGAGGAAAUCGCCCCGCUCCGCCUGCCCUGAUGUCUUGGAGAUCUGUCUGUCUGUCUGUCUGGACUUUGGUUGGCCGCAGUGCUCUGGUUCUCUCAUGGCCCAGCCACCCCAGCUCCCAGACUCCGUGCUCCUGGCUUGGGGCUGGCAGGAGGCCAGGGGAAUCCAUUGUCCUCUUGAGUGCUAGGGCCCCUGCACCCCAGAACCUCUUGUGCAGACCCCUAGUGAGGAAGAGAUGAGCGAGUUGGAGGUGCACAGAACACCUGCCUUCUGGCAGAAGAGCAAAGCCUCACCCUGUGUCCCCAGGAGGAGACUGAGGGACUGACCCCCACACCGUGCAUACCUGCCUCCCAGUCCUGGGCGGUGGGAGCGGGUAGUGGGGUUGCACACAGGGGUUACCACCUUGAGGUAUUAUCUGGCUGCAGACCCCAAGGAGCAUCAUGCAGCUGAGGCAGGCAGCGGGCGGGACAGGCUGUGGACAGGCGUGGGUGUGCAGCAGUGGUGAAUGUGUGUGUGAGCGGGUGACUGCAUUGCCGUCUUCCUCCCCGAGGGGUGUAGACCCUUACCGAAGCCCUCCGCCUGACCGAAGUUUACUUGCCAACUGCCCACUUGCCGAGUUUUUGCCAAAACCAAGACUCUGAAGGAAGGAGGUGUCUGGUGGCAGGGCCCGGGACGCGGGGGUGCCCUCCUCUGGCCCUGGUGGCCCUGGUGGCACUGGGCAGUAUGUGUGUGUGGUUACAGCAGCGUCCCCAGGGAUGGCUUCGCUUUCCUUCUCUGUAACCAGAUUUUGAAAACGUUUCACUGGGCUCUGUUCCACAAUGGCCUUUUGCUCUGUGCCUCCUGAGAAAUUCGUCUCUUUUUGUAUAAAUAACAAAGUGUUGAAAUGUAUUUCCUGAAAUAAAUGUUUCAAAUGCAAA